UCUGCCGUGAUCACACAACCACUUCAUAUUCAUGCAUUUCCUGAUCAGGAGAGAAGGAAGUCAUCUGACGUCUCUCAUUUGUAUGUCCCUCACACUGAGAUGCAGACUACGAUCCCCAACAUCCUAGCUGCAGAAACUCGGAAAACAGAGAAAAAGACUAAAAUCAAAGAACCACCACCACCUGUUCCAAAGAAACCAAAGAAUCCCUUUAAAAAGGCUGUUACCCACAAAAAAUCUGCUUCUCAUUCCAUUGAUGAGCCAAGUGAAUAUUCUGACCUACUGCUUAAAAAUAUUAAAAUGGGCAGAAGGCAGGCGGCAGUGGAUUCCACUGAGGAUUUCAAUAUGCGUGCAUCAUGUCUGGAUAUGUUACCUUAUUGCACGGUCUCUCCAGAGUCCCCAUCCUACAUGUGCAUGUCCAUAGGGUUUGAGCCUGAGGUUGAUAUUCCAAGACAUUACUUAGACUUCUAUGAUAACCUUGUUGCACCUGACUGCGAUAACGUGACAGGAACUAUUGAUGAUCCUCAUGAUAAAGAACUAAUAGGUUUGGAUAUGUCUCAGCUGAGACCAUUAUUAGAGAAAAAAGCAAAAAUAAAGGGCCCACCACCACCUGUUCCAAAAAAGGCGGGAAAUCGUUUUGCUAAGACUGACACGGAGAAGAUCCUCUCAAUUAAAGACUCUGUUUUGGCAAAUGUGGAAUGUCCUGUCAAAUAUGCUAAAGAUGACUCUGAAAGCUAUGUGCUGGGCAUUGUGGAUGAAGAAAACUCUAUAUCCAACACAGUCUCAACCAGAUAUUCUCAUGAUUCCUGUCGAAUUCCAAGAAGUGAUUCUUCUGCCUCUGAGGAAAAUGAACUGUCCAGAUUCAGACCCGUCUCCGAACUCAUCAGAGAUUCCAACAAAAUCCAAGAGAAAGUGAUACAUCACAGCAGGACAAACAUUAUGGAAGCCAGGCCAGAUGUAAAAGUAUCACAGAUGAAGAGAGCCUUUGAUGUUCAUACAUUUCCCUAUAAAAUGGAAAGAAGAUCCUCGCCAAAGAAAGAAAUGAUCAGACGAGUGGUACGACAGAGUAAAUUCCGUCAUGUGUUUGGCCAGGCGGUGAAGAAUGACCAGUGCUAUGACGACAUCAGGGUUUCGCGGGUUACAUGGGACAGUUCCUUUUGUGCAGUAAACCCCAAAUUUGUCGCAAUUAUUGUGGAAGCUAGUGGCGGUGGAGCUUUUCUUGUUCUUCCUCUGCAAAAGACGGGUCGUAUUGACAAGGCCUACCCCACUGUUUGCGGUCACACAGGCCCUGUGCUUGACAUCGACUGGUGCCCACACAAUGAUCAUGUCAUUGCCAGCGGCUCCGAAGAUUGCACAGUAAUGGUGUGGCAGAUCCCUGAGAAUGGCCUCACCUCUCCUCUUUCUGAGCCAGUAGUGGUGUUGGAGGGCCAUUCUAAGAGAGUUGGGAUCGUGACGUGGCAUCCAACAGCCCGCAAUGUACUGCUAAGUGCAGGAUGUGAUAAUCUCAUCAUCAUUUGGAACGUGGGCUCAGGAGAAGCCCUGAUCAACCUGGAGGAUAUGCAUCCUGAUGUGAUCUUCAGCGUCUGCUGGAGUCGCAACGGUAGCCUCAUUUGUACCGCAUGCAAAGACAAGAAAGUCCGCGUCAUCGAUCCACGCAAAGGGAAGAUCACUGCAGAAAAGGACAAGGCCCAUGAAGGGGCACGACCAAUGAGGGCCAUCUUUCUGGCUGAUGGAAACAUCUUUACCACGGGCUUCAGUCGUAUGAGUGAACGGCAGCUGGCCUUAUGGAAUCAAAAAAACAUGGAGCCAAUAUCUGUGCAUGAAAUGGACACCAGCAAUGGAGUGUUGCUUCCCUUCUAUGACCCUGACACCAAUGUUGUGUACCUGUGUGGAAAGGGUGACAGCAGUAUCCGUUACUUUGAGAUCACAGACGAGGCGCCGUAUGUGCACUACCUCAACACAUUUUCCAGCAAGGAGCCCCAGAGGGGCAUGGGCUAUAUGCCUAAAAGAGGCCUAGACGUCAACAAGUGUGAGAUAGCCAGGUUUUAUAAACUUCAUGAGAGAAAGUGUGAGCCAAUUAUCAUGACCGUCCCUAGAAAGUCAGACCUCUUCCAGGAUGACCUGUAUCCCGACACAGCAGGCCCUGACCCUGCGAUAGAGGCAGAGGAGUGGUUUGAAGGCAAGAACGGUGAACCAAUCCUGAUCUCCCUUAAACAUGGCUAUGUGCCGGGCAAGAACCGCGACCUUAAAGUAGUCAAGAAAAAUGUGCUGGAUAACAAGACACCCAAAAAGCUGGAGGAGCCACCUAUUCCUCAGAAGCCUGCCGCCUCUCCCCAGCUAACCAGAAAGAAUGAAGUGAAGUUAGAGGAGCUGCUGCGAGAAGUGAAGUCCCUUAGAGAUCUGGUCACACUGCAGGACAGGAGAAUCGCCAAACUGGAAGAGCAGGUGGCUAAAGUGGCAAUCUAAGACACUGGUGCUGAUCUGAGCCAUUCUGUCAGUAUGGAGAGUGUGAGAUUCAGCUGGGGCGGGAGGGGGGGUGGGGGUCAGUCACUGCCAAAAUUCUCAAUUUGACUCAAUCAUUCCGCUUGGUGUUUCUCAUGAAGACAACUUCAAGCAACAUUCCAAGAUGGACUUUUACUUUUUGUCAAGUCUCCUUCAAGAAUUUGCAUAGCAAAAAGGAAUAUAGUGGCAAUGGGUGGUCGUUGGUUUUAACUGAUUUUGAUGACGAGGAGGGUGGGGCCGGGCCGUGAGGACACACGCCUGGCCCCACCCUCCUCCUUGUCACACUGAUGUUUUACAUUUUGUUAAAAAUGUUCAUACUUUUUUGUUAUUGUAAUAUUGUUUCAUCAGUAUUCUGAUAUUAACCAGUAUGUUACAGAGUGUUGUAUAUACACAUCAGUAUUUUACUUUCCUUUUAUGUUGUGCUGCCAAAUUUGAGGUGACACAGUCACCUCUCUUUUUAUUUCUACUUUUGUAUGUUUUUUCCCAGUUGUAGAUAAGUUACUUUUUGAAAAACAAGGAUUUACAUGUAAUACUAUUCAAAGUGGGACAUCAGCAAAGCAAAGGCAGUCUGAAAUGUGUUGAUGUGAUUUUGAAGUGAUGCAAAGGCUGUUGGUACUGCAGAAACUAAUCACAGAUAAGUGUAUGAUGUAGUGAAAUCUAAGAGAUGUUCAUAACCAUUCAAACUUAUGGAGUGCUUACAGCAAACACACAUACUCACACAGCAGUGAGCUGCUCAUUUGACAUUUAGGAUUUUAAAAGCAGUCCAACAUUGUCCCUUGUGGUGAUCAUGAUAACUGGAGUUUAAAGCACAUGCUGCUUUGAGAUCAACAUAAUUCAUUAUAAAGCAUCCGACAACAGGGUUUUUCAGGAUAUACCACAAUAUAUCCUGAAGCAAUAACAUCAUGUUGCAAAAUGAAUGUGAACGUCAAUCUAAAAUUUCUUACAGGAUUUAUUAGCAUCAGCGUGUUAAUUAUGCAUAGAUUUCAUAAAUCAAAUACCUACAGCUGUUUCAGCUUUAUAGUAAUUAUGAAAUUACUGUUGCACCUCAGGAAAUAAACAACUUUGGAGUCACAACAUCGGAUGCUCAAAACUUGCAUGAAGUUUUUGCCCAAGGAAAUAUUAUCAUCUUGUUUUGACAUUAUCAAACAUUAUCCAUGCUCUCUAGUUUCCAUUACCCACAUUCUAAUUAUUUUUCAAUCAUGUUACAGAAUAUUGGGCUGACAGACACAUGCUUUGAUAUGUGAAUUUGGUUUUAAGAAGCAGUGGCUACCUGCGAGAUCUUCUGAUGUAUAUGUACUGUAAAUGUAUUGGUGCCUCUGUGUGUAUUACUGGUUUUAGACAGGCCUCCUGCUGGAGGACAACAUCCAUGAAUCUGAGCACUUAUCUGUGUCCUAACCAGUCUUGUGCAUGCAUUCCAAAUUUCACCUAAAAUAAAAUAAAUUGUUGAAUAUUCAAUAAAUCCUUUCAUUUAUACUU
Molecule: messenger RNA, 3975 nt
Organism: Myxocyprinus asiaticus (Chinese sucker)
Lineage: Eukaryota; Metazoa; Chordata; Actinopteri; Cypriniformes; Catostomidae
Product: coronin-1C-A-like
Exons: 11
Coding region: 100-2463 (787 amino acids)
Biological process (GO): cell migration; actin filament organization
Molecular function (GO): actin filament binding
Source: RefSeq, a predicted model, not a curated record